AUGCGUUCUUACAAGGAGUGGGCGCUAGCAGCCGCAGUAGCUGCUGCCAUUUAUUCGCUCUAUAGGAGCCGGAAACCACCCACCGCCAUGCUCCGCCCAAAAACCCGGGGUGUUGCAUCGCUCAUCGGAAAUACUCCAGUGAUUGAGAUCCAGUCGCUUUCUCGGCUCACAGGUUGCAAAAUUUACGCCAAAUUGGAGCUUAUGAAUCCUGCGGGGCUGGCCAAGGAUCGUGUGGCUCUAGCGAUUAUACGUGAACACGAGAGACUGGGCCGCUUACGUCCACAUAGUGGUGAUGUGAUUUUCGAAGGCACUUCUGGCUCAACAGGCAUUUCCUUUACGGUUUUGGCCAAUGCGUUGGGCUACACGGCGCACAUUUGUCUUCCCGAUGACACACUGCCUGAGAAAAUCCAGUUGCUCCGAUCUUUGGGCGCUGAGUUGGAGCCUGUGAAACCUGCUCCAAUCGUCGACCCAAAUCAGUACACGAAUGCGGCACGUCAGGGUGCUGAGCGCAUCAACAACGACAAAAAUGAUCCCCGGCGAGCUGUUUUCGCUGAUCAGUUCGAAAAUGACGCCAACUGGCGGGUGCACUACAAGACUACAGGUCCCGAGAUCUGGACUCAGCUCGAAGGCAAUAUCAACACAUUUAUAACAGGCUCCGGUACGGGUGGCACAAUUUCCGGUGUGUCUCGCUUUCUCAAAGAACAGGACAAGUCGAUUCGUGUUGUGUUGGCUGAUCCGCAAGGGUCUGGGCUUGCCAACAGAAUCAACCACGGCGUAAUGUACGACUCGGUUGAAAAGGAAGGCACGCGGCGCCGUCAUCAGGUGGACACAAUGGUUGAAGGUGUUGGUUUGAAUAGGCUCACAUGGAACUUUGCACAAGGGGAGCGCUUUGUUGAUGAAGCUAUUCGUGUGACGGAUUCUCAGGCGACAAAAAUGGCCAAGUUUCUUUGUGCAAAUGAUGGUUUGUUCUGGGGACUGCUGGCGGCCAUUAAUUGCGUUGCAGCUGUUCGGAUUGCCCAAAAGUAUGGUCCCGGACAACGCAUAGUGGUUGUGGCCUGUGAUCUGGGCGAUAGACAUCUACUGAAAUUUUGGAAAGUGGCCGCCGAAGUUCCAGCGACAAUCACACUCGAUGAAGUCAUGCAAUAG
Clavispora lusitaniae ATCC 42720 is the source of this 1146-nucleotide messenger RNA. RefSeq names its product putative cysteine synthase. Lineage: Eukaryota; Fungi; Ascomycota; Pichiomycetes; Serinales; Metschnikowiaceae. Gene Ontology annotation, cellular component: cytoplasm. The record is from RefSeq and is a predicted model, not a curated record.